AUGUUUGAAGAGCUCCGCUCUAUACUUAUCGCUAUGAAAGAACGACGAGGCGAGUGCCAGAAGGUUUCGCUGGCAACAACUGUUCGUGUUUCCGAUAGAAUCUCACUCCUGGAGCAGUACCAUAACUACGUCAAAGACAACGACAUAUACUAUAUCGCGAGCCUUCUGGACCCUCGAAUCAAGACCAAGUGGCUCAAAACGCUACCAGAUGGAGAGAAGAUUAUCGACCGAAUCAAAGCAUUCCUGAAGGGACCAUAUCCCGCCCCAAAACAGCCUGGAUCGACUGCUCCAGGCACCAGUUACAAGAGCUUCGAAUAUCGAUUUCUGGAGGACUUUCAGCCUACUCAGUAUAACGUUGCUAAGUCUUAUAUCGACCGGUAUUUUGAUACUCCUACAAUCAGUAUUGGUUUUGAAACAUACCAGAGCCAGACUGAGUUUAUGCGGAACUGGUGGAAGGCCAACAGGCUUGAAUUUACCUGUAUGGCUAAAGUGGCACACGAUCACCUUGCUAUACCAGCAGCAGAGGUAGAUAUCGAGAGAUUAUUCAAUGGCGGGAGAGAUUUAUUGGGAAUACGACGUUUCUCUAUGAAAGGCAAGACUCUUGGGACCCUAAUCAGGCUGAAAGAUGCUGUACGUUGGAAGGCUGAAUAG
Messenger RNA from Penicillium daleae, 651 nucleotides. RefSeq lists its product as uncharacterized. The transcript has a single exon. Gene Ontology annotation, molecular function: protein dimerization activity. NCBI's taxonomy places the organism in Eukaryota, Fungi, Ascomycota, Eurotiomycetes, Eurotiales, Aspergillaceae. The record is from RefSeq and is a predicted model, not a curated record. The coding region runs from base 1 to 651 and encodes 216 amino acids.